Molecule: messenger RNA, 1939 nt
Organism: Alexandromys fortis (reed vole)
Lineage: Eukaryota; Metazoa; Chordata; Mammalia; Rodentia; Cricetidae
Gene: Rbm3
Product: RNA binding motif protein 3
Exons: 7
Coding region: 151-621 (156 amino acids)
Biological process (GO): positive regulation of mRNA splicing, via spliceosome; regulation of translation
Cellular component (GO): spliceosomal complex
Molecular function (GO): RNA binding; ribosomal large subunit binding
Source: RefSeq, a predicted model, not a curated record
CUCACGCCGGGGCGCGCUGGGGCACGUUCUGUGCUACGCACGCUUUAUCAGGCGUCUUCCCGCGCGACUGCCUCUCUGUUCUCCCGAUUCCUCAGAGCCCGCUGGGUGUCCGGCCUUUUGGGUUUUAAUUUUCCAGGAUUUACAUCUGCCAUGUCUUCUGAAGAGGGGAAACUCUUCGUGGGAGGGCUCAACUUCAACACCGAUGAGCAGGCACUCGAAGACCACUUCAGCAGCUUUGGGCCUAUCUCUGAGGUGGUUGUUGUCAAGGACCGGGAGACACAAAGAUCCCGGGGUUUUGGCUUCAUCACCUUCACCAACCCGGAACAUGCCUCAGACGCCAUGAGAGCCAUGAAUGGAGAGUCUCUGGAUGGGCGCCAGAUCCGUGUGGACCAUGCAGGCAAGUCUGCCCGGGGAACCAGAGGGGGUGCCUUUGGGGCCCAUGGGCGCGGUCGCAGCUACUCUAGAGGUGGUGGAGACCAGGGCUAUGGAAGUGGAAGAUACGACAGUAGACCUGGAGGAUAUGGGUACGGGUAUGGCCGGUCUAGAGACUACAGUGGCAGAAGCCAGGGUGGUUAUGACCGCUAUUCAGGAGGAAAUUACAGAGACAAUUAUGACAACUGAGAUGGGGCAUGCACACAUAAUGUAGGUGGAUGAAGACUCAGGAACUUCCCAGAAUUCUGCCUCACCCACUGAGCCAGGCCCAGAUUAUGGGGCAUUGUGGCUAACCCCCACCAGGUGGGUACUUGGUCUGAGGAAGCAUUCUAUGCUGGGCCUUUGGGGAAGAAAGGUGGUGGGAACUGCCUUGAAGGUGGGGGGUGGGAAGGAAAUGCACUCAGUGUCACCUGAGGUAGUAUUUCAUAAUCAACCAUAAAAUAACUUCAGCUGAGUGAUUUUUUUCUGUGGGAAGGUGUCUAUAUAUGAUCAACAAAGGCCAUAAAUAAGCCUCUGAUUUUUUUUUUUUUUUUUUUGGUUUUUUCGAGACAGGGUUUCUCUGUGGCUUUGGAGCCUGUCCUGGAACUAGCUCUGUAGGCCAGGCUGGUCUCAAACUCACAGAGAUCCGCCUGCCUCUGCCUCCCAACUGCUGGGAAAGCCUCUGAUUCUAUAACAGUUGCUCCACUUUCCAGAUAGUGAACUGUAUUGUAAUAAUUUAGCUGUGGAAAGUCUAUGUCUCAGUGCUAAUUGAUGUGAGACAAAGGGCCCAGAAGGCCCACUGCAGAACAGAGUUUGGUAAAACUCAGAUUUGAGGUUCAAAACUCAAAUCCCCCCGUGUAAGGGCUUGGACUUAGAGUCAAAGCACCUUGGUGCUGGAAUUAUAGGAAUGUAAUAAACGAUUCUGGGGACUGAGCCUAUGGCUUGCUGCACACUAGGAUAGCUGCGUUCUAUGAACUGAAGCUAUAUCUCCUUCCAGCCUCCAAAAAUAGUAUUUCUAGGCCCUGCUUCUCAGUUUUCAGCAUUUAAAAUGGAAACUGCUUAUAUCAGUAGGUUGGGUUUAAAUGGAAAAGUGUCUAAAAUGGACAUGCCCCUUGCCCACAUUUUACAUUGAGGGGAUGUAGAAUGUAUUCUGUUUUUCCUAAGGCAUUGGAUGAAAGUACGUUCUGUGAUUACUUAAGGCAUGUGAAAACAUUUGGUGACAAUUAACUGAUAUCCUGAUUUUUGCCUGUUUAUCAAAAUGAAGCCUCCUAGGCCCUUCUCAGCUGCAAGCCUCUCCCCUUCUUCAGCGAAGGCUAUCCCUUAUUUUCAAUUCAUGGUUCACAAAGAUCUAAAAUAUACUUCAGGAGGUAAGACCGGACAAGGGUGUUUGUAACCAUUACUCACUUAGCAUGAUUACAGUAAGGCUCUUAAUGGUGGUUUUUGAGGAACUGCCCUAGAUCCUGUAGAUUAAAAGGUGGGACUUUACCUUGUUAAAAAGUGAAAUCCCAAAUAAAGCUUUCUUAAUAUG